Messenger RNA from Moesziomyces antarcticus, 4146 nucleotides. RefSeq lists its product as uncharacterized. The coding region runs from base 1 to 4146 and encodes 1381 amino acids. The transcript has a single exon. Lineage: Eukaryota; Fungi; Basidiomycota; Ustilaginomycetes; Ustilaginales; Ustilaginaceae. The record is from RefSeq and is a predicted model, not a curated record. Gene Ontology annotation, biological process: ubiquitin-dependent protein catabolic process; establishment or maintenance of cell polarity. Gene Ontology annotation, cellular component: MUB1-RAD6-UBR2 ubiquitin ligase complex.
AUGAGGGAGUCCAACUUUUGCAACCCCGCCCAGAACAAGGCGAGCGUCUGCAUCUCCUCUGCCGUCUACGACCGCAGAGCCAUCGACUGCACCGCCACCCUACCGCUCAUCAACUCGCUCAACCACCUCGCCUACCUCACCUCCACAUCGCCCCGCAUCCGCGAGAUGGUCACCCUCGAUGGCGGCCUCGAGCGUCUCAUUCGCAUCCUCCGCACCGUCCCCAAGACCCCCUCCCCUCAGGCCCGCGCCUUCUCCAUCAAGGAGAUGCAGGCCGUCUGGAAGUGGAGCCUCGCUUUCCAGUGCGUCGUCAACAUCGGCGUACGCGGCAGCGAGAGCGUCAGGACACGCGUCGUCGAGGCCGGCAUGAUCCCCGUCACCAUCCGCGUGCUCGAAUCCUACCUCCGAAACAUGGAAAGACUCAAGGACGAGAAGCGCAAAGACUCCCUCCUCCACCAUCACCGCCACGAGGCUCGUCGCGACGAUCGUACCAGCCGGGAGCGCGUCCAGUCCGCGUCCGCAUCCAACGCUCCUCUCUCCGCUUCCGCUGACUCGUCUCGCUCACGGCGCCUCCAUCCAGCUCCCGACACGCUUGCUCCAGCCUCCAACGCCACAGCACAGCACAACGGCCCCGCUUCCUCUGCAUCCCAGGCUUCCCCAACUCGCACCCACCACGCAGACGCGCAGCCCGAUUCCAACGCAAUCGCCCCAACCAACCUCCCCAACCACCUGCUUACAGAGACUCGCCCAACCACACCGCUCGAGGACCCCGUGGCCGCACGCCGCUCCUCCGUCUUUGCCAACAUGGACGCACAGAGCAGCGCAGACGAUUUUAUGCCCUCCCAGCCACCUGCCAUGCCCGUGGUCGAUCCUCACGAGCCGCACGCCACCAUGCCUCUCAUCGAGAGCAUCGAUCCGAUCUCGCUCUCGUCAUCCGGCUCACCACCCAACGUCGGUCCCGACGGCACGCCCCGCGCGCUCUCAUCUGCACGAGCCGACGACCGCAACCUCGAAGGCAUGAGCUCCUCCGAGGACCUCCGCAGCCAUGCGGCCGAGGCCAGCGGCAGCGGCUCCGACGGCGCAGAAGAUGCAGAGAUGUUUGCCGACGAUGCCGACGACAGCGAGAUCGACGCCGCCCAGUUCCAGACCGUCCGCUCGACCGACUCGGACAAUGCGCCAUCGAGCGCACCCAGCAACAUCGAAGUCGACGAGGACCUCGAGGAGCGUCGCACGCCGCGUCCGGCCCGCAGAGCGCUCGCCCCCUUAUCCGGCAAUGACUCUCCACCUCUGCCCGCUCAAAGCUACGUGACUCCGAACCGUCCCACCAGCGCCAUCGCACCGCCCCUCUUCGAGAGGCAAGACACCGUUCGGCCCUCACGCGACUUUUCCACCACCGCAGGCUCCCGCGAGGCAUCGUCCACCAACCUCGCUUCCACCGCACUCGCCGCCCAGGUGGGCUCACAGGAUGCUUCGACCCGCAGCAGCUCGCUGUUUGAUCGACAGCAGCAGCCAGCACACCAGCACCACCACCACCACAACAACGAGCGCUUGCAUCACCAACAGCAGGGCUCAGCGUCACAGGACCAGCGUCACCACCAUCAUCACCACCACCACCAUCACCACCACCAUCACAGCCAACCUCACGACCACACUCACCAGUCCCGCGCCUCUGCGACGACGAGCCAUUACGACGACGUUCAAUUGGGCCGCCAAAGGUCCGCGCACCCCGAGGCACAGCAACAGACCACACCGCGCGAGGAACCACGGACUACGGCCGUGCGGCCGGCUCAGCCUGCCUUCGAUGCCGGUGCCGCCCAUCCGGCGGUGGUCCAGCUGAGCAAUCUAGCGGAUACCAAUGCGCGCGCCGGCAUCGACGUUGUCUACCGCGAGGAAGAGGUGCUGCUGAGCCUUCAGCUGCUCGCGUAUCUGUCCAAAUACCCGCACGUCCGCAUGCUCUUCCACUCGACCGACUUUAGCGGUCCCUCGCUCAUGGGCCCGCUGGAUUCGCUCAACGAGGAGAUCGAGCAGGCCACCAAGCGCAACAAGAGCUGGGAUCCCGCCGAGCCUCCGCGCCGCAACGUCUUUGCGAUCGCCGAAAAGUUCACGCUGCGAUCGCGCAACGCCACUUACCCUGCUCCACGCCUCUCGAUGGAGAUCCAGUACUGGGCUGGCGUCAUCAUGCGCAACGCCUGCCGCAAGGACGAGUCGCGCGGCGGCAUCCGCCAGUGCGCCAACAUGCUCUGCGGCAAGUGGGAGGAGUAUCCGCGCGAGUUUGCCAAGUGCCGUCGAUGCCGAAAGGCAAAAUACUGCAGCAAGCAAUGCCAGAGCAAGGGUUGGCAGAUGGGCCAUCGUUACUGGUGCAGUGCCAAGUCAGACGAGGCCGAGGCCAAGGACAAGGAGCGCGAGAAGACGACCGAAGCGCAGCGUGACGGACGCCAGGAGGAUGGCGGUGCGGCUCCACGCAUUGUGCCCAUGGCCGCGCACGCCGGUGAAGCUGCUGCAUUCGGCCAUGGACUGCCUGAUGAGCCUGUUGAUGCGAUGCGCGAUCCGGGCGCUCGUGGCGGGCUCGACCGCACCGACGACAUGCAGCUCGACGGUGCGGAUCGCCAUACUACGGCUGCGAGGCGACGCGCGUCGGGCGAGCCCACAGAAGGAUCAGCCCACGCGGCGGUGCCACGAUCCGAACACCGUGACGGACGAACUCGCCCUGGCCACUCGGCUCGAGACCGCGAAGACGGCGUGCAAGCGGCCGCCUUUCUGCCCGACGGGUCGCAAGGGCGACACUCGGGUCUCGAUUCGCUUGCCCAUGCCGCCGGCUUCGGUCGGCCGGACUCGGGCAUGACGCACGAGGCAAAUGGCGCCGUGCCGGAUCUCAACGGUCACGGCGCGCAGGCAUCGGGAUCUCAGCACGGCGGACCUUCCCGCAUGCAUCGUCAAUUCUCCUCGUCGGCGUCCUCAGUCGAAGCCAUGGGUGUCAACGGCCAUGCUGCGUCCGGAGAAGACGAUGUAUGGACACGCGGUGCUGCCGAGCCCGGAGCUCCGCGCCUGGGCAUGCUGCCGUCGCCGUAUCCUGGCGUGACUGGCGCUUUGGAUCGAGGCGUCGGGAGCGCAGGCCACUCUGCGUCCUCCUCGCGCACCUCGCUUGGGGAGGGCGUGGCGGAAGCGCAACGUGGCGCACGCCGCGGCGCCCUGCCCGGUGGAAUGGGUCUGCCCACGACCAUGCUGCGUCAAGACUUGCGCGAUCGCCGCGUGACCAGUCUCGCGAGUCUGGACACCGUCGACGGCUCCGACGUCAGCGAGGACGAGACGGAGCGAAGACUGGCACAGACGCAAGACAUCCAUCCGGCAUUGGCGGCCGCUGCAGCCGCGGCGGGUCUUCGUGCGCGCGAUGGUCAGGUGCCGCCGCAAGCGCCGCAACGCACCGAUUUGGCGGGGCGACCGCUGCCUCCGCCGGUGAUCGCGUCGCAGAACGGCGAGGAGGACGAGUUGGCCCUCGGUGGACGCGCGACUCCAGGUGUAGCAGGCGACCAGGACUUUGGCACGGGCGAGAUCGACCAGAUGCUCGGACAUUGGGCCACGCGAAGGCCGGAUGCGAUCGGGCUGCAGCAUCGACUGGCGGAGGUGCGCGCCGAGAUGCCGUCGCCGGAACGCUCACUGUCGCCCGAAGCCGGUGUGCACGGCGGCGAGACGUCCGAGACGGUCAUGGGCGCGCGCUCAGACGAUGAGGAUCUGACCGCAACGUCGAGGACGUCGAGGUACGGCGGUCUGUACCGCGAUGCUGCGUUCGGCCCGAUGGCGCGCGGGCAGACGCCGCAGCCGCACCAUCGGCUGCACCAGCCGCGCUCCGCGAGCGGCUUCAGCGCGUUUGGCGGCCACGCCACACGCUUCGGGUACGGCGAGUCGAUGGGCGAGACCUCGACGCUGCAAGGCUACCGGCCGUCGAUGGUGUCGUCGCCGCUGGCCCAGACACCCGCACGAAGGACGAGCGGAUACGAGGGCAGCACGUCGCAGAACGUCGAGGACGUCGCAAUGGCCAGCGAGGCCGUGUUGGAACCGAGCCGCAGCGCAGUCCACUCGAGGCUCGCAUCGCCCGAUGACGACAUGAUCGACGACGCGGACGACCGCGACGAUAUCAGCAUGGAGUUGUAG